Dentiscutata erythropus is the source of this 2583-nucleotide messenger RNA. NCBI's taxonomy places the organism in Eukaryota, Fungi, Glomeromycota, Glomeromycetes, Diversisporales, Gigasporaceae. The record is from the annotation of a GenBank genome assembly.
AUGUCAGAUCAAGAUUUAAAUUAUGAAAUUGUUCAGGAAUUGCUAUCUAAACAACAUUGGAGGCCAAAUUACCGCGAUAAAUCACAUUUAUUUGAUUCCAAAUUUGAUGCGAACGAUACAUGCACUUUCGCUCCUUCACUCGCGAAAUACCGUAGUCAAGAUGAACGAUAUCUUUUUUAUGAUCCAACCCGAAUAAAAUACAUCACAGAGCUUGAUGCUAUACGCGAGGUUUUAUUCAUGUUAUCUGGAUGUCCGAGCUUUCUUUUUCACAAAGAUACAAGUGGAAAAUUCAGGGUCCAACUUAAUGCAACGCUGAUGCAUUUAACUGAAGGUGGAUUUAAAGCUUUGUUAGAAUACUUUUGUGAAUAUGGAAAUUUUUUGGCAAAGCUGAGAAUAAUUGCCACCAGGUAUUACGAUCUUUUCUGGGGUAGUAUUAAGUUGGAGUUUAAUACCAUUGUUGUUUCAAAUAGGAUAUGUAUAGAAUCUCGUCCAACUUAUGGGCAAACCGUCCAGGCUUUUGCUGCAUCCAUUCUUAGGAUGGUUCAGAAAUUUGACAAAUUAUUGGCUGAUAUUGAAUCAAAGUAUCAGAUUAAUAAGCCUACAUCACAAGAUCAAGACACAUAUAUUUCCCUUCUACAGCUUCGAAAUCAAAUUUCCAUUCAUUUAUAUGAAUUUAAGAUUAUUUAUGAUUUUUUUGAAAAAAAUCUUUCGUACGACUUUCCCAAGAAAUUGCUGGAUAUUUCUGAUCAAGACCAAUUAGAUGCCCCUGCUUCAACACACCUUUGCUCAUCCUGUGAAAUUGCAUACAAAAUACUAUCCGGGUUGUUUAAUGAAGUUGUUCAUUACCAGAUGUCAGGAAAUAAAAAUAUAUUUAUGAUGUUGGGAGAACACCUUGACAAUUCUCUUGUACCAUAUAUUCGAAUGAUUGAUGAAUGGAUUUGUACAGGAAAAUUAAAUGAUCCAGAAAAUGAAUUCUUUCUUGUAAGAUCUCAAAACAUAGAGAAUAUGUCGUCACAGUAUUGGCAGGAAAUGUAUAAAAUACGGGGGAUUCGUGCUAUGAUUGAUAAUGUUGAAUCUGUUCAGCUACUAUCGCCACCUUUUUUGGAACCUUUAAUAGGUCGCAUUUUAUUUUGUGGGAAAGCACAAAAUUUACUAAUGUCUUUAAAAACAAAAAAGGUAAAAAUUGGAGAACACAUACCGUUUAUACAGCAUAAUCCCGAGGAGUUUGUUCUCGAAAUAGAGUCAUUACGCUUAUUCGUGAAAUUAAAUAAAAAGGAUGAAAUUCACUCUGAUAAUGAUCAUAAAAUGGACGAUGAUGAUGAAAUUGUUGACCUCAAAAAGGAUGAUAUUAUCGAUGCUUUCCCUAAGACAAUAUCAACCUUAUUUCCUCUUUGGAAACCAUCUACUGAAAAAGUUGAGGAUGUAGAAAUGGAAUCAAAAGAAACAAAUGAGAUGCUUAUUUUUCAACCUUUUAAUGAACUAUUAAAGGAACGAUUUGAAGGCUAUAUUCAGCCCAGAUAUGAACGAAUCGGUCAGCAACUUUAUGAUGCUUUAGUUGAGAAAUGUCGCUUAUGGAAGCAUUUACGUUCUCUUGCAGGGUUAUACUUCAUGCAGCAAGGAGAAUCAAUGCACCUGUUAUGUGAUGUCUUAUUUGACAGGAUAGAUAAAAAACAAAUGUGGUAUGAUACAUAUAUCCUCAAUGAUAUUUUUUUGAAUACAGUAAGGAAAUGGAAAUGGUUGGAUGGAGGUCUGGUCAGUGUGUGGAUAGACGACACACCUGGAAAAAAGCCUAAUAUCACUACUGUUAGAGUAUUUGAAAAAAUUGUUAUUGAGUAUCGGAUACCAUGGCCUAUUAACAACAUAAUGCAAAGUAAAACCCUACAAUAUUACAAACACAUAGUGGUUUUUCUACUCCAAGUGAAGCGGGCCAAGUAUCUUUUAGAACGUCUUUCGUUUUCACACUUAAAUAGGGGCAAUGAAAUGGCAGAAAAGACAACUGCCAUAGUCUUGUUUUAUGGUGUUAGAAUUAAGUUAUUAUGGUUUUUGAAUACAAUAUGGGAUUACGCGAUGAGAAAUAUACUACUUUCGGAAACGGAAAACUUUUACAAGAAAUUAGAAAAAGUUUUUGAUAUUGAUGAGAUGGUUUCAUUGCAUGACCACUAUAUUCAUGCUGUAUAUAAUCGAUGUUUGCUCAGUGAUAAGACCAUUCCCAUUCAUAAAUCUAUAUUAGAAGUUCUCGACUUGACAAUUCAAUUCAGUACACUUUAUACACGUUAUCAAGGAGAAAAUAUAUCUUUUUAUGAUCAUUCGCGGGAUGUUAAACCGAAAAAAUACGAAGAUACUUCAGACUCUGAUUCUGAUACAUUCUUAACGGAUGAUGACGAUGAUGAGUGGAAUGGGCAAAACACAGAUGGUAACCCUAUUAUACCUGCACAAGUAGACUAUGAAGCGUUCCUUGAAGGUUUAAGUAGAAUUGAUAGAGAGUUUAAUAGGAAUAAAGAGUUUAUAAGUAAUUCUGUUCAGACAAUUGCUCAAGUUGGGGGGUUCUGGUGGUUCGAUGCUUUGGCAUUAGCACUAGGUUGA